GUGGCGGCGAGCAGCGGAGCGCCGGGAGGGACCACGGGCCGAGCCAAGGGCGAGUCUCGCAUCCGGCGGCCGAUGAACGCUUUCAUGGUGUGGGCGAAGGACGAGCGCAAGCGGCUGGCGCAGCAGAACCCGGAUCUGCACAACGCGGAGCUGAGCAAGAUGCUAGCCUACUGGACGUGCUCAGUUUUUCGAACAAGGGGAGAUGGGUGACUGGGAUGGAGGAAGCGGUUUCCAGGAGGCUUCCAGAAGCACAGGCUACUCCUGGACGCGUCUUCCGGAGUGCUUGGAUUUGAAGGCGUCCCAGACCUUCGAGCUAACUUGACCCGGGUCCUCCUCGGGGUGCGCAGUUCUAGGUUGGGGGUGAAAGGGGAGGCCAAGCGGUGCCUGGGAGCGGGAGCGCGGCCGCUAAGCCCUGCGUCCUUCUCUACCCUCCCACCCCAUGCAGGCAAGUCCUGGAAGGCGCUGACGCUGGCGGAGAAGCGGCCCUUCGUGGAGGAGGCCGAGCGGCUGCGCGUGCAGCACAUGCAGGACCAUCCCAACUACAAGUACCGGCCGCGGCGGCGCAAGCAGGUGAAGCGGCUGAAGCGGGUGGAGGGCGGCUUCCUGCACGGCCUCGCCGAGCCACAGGCCGCCGCGCUGGGCCCCGAGGGCGGCCACGUGGCCAUGGACGGCCUGGGCCUGCCCUUCCCGGAGCAGGGCUUCCCCGCGGGCCCACCGCUGCUGCCCCCGCACAUGGGCGGCCACUACCGCGACUGCCAGGCCCUGGGCGCGCCCCCGCUCGACGCCUACCCGCUGCCCACGCCCGACACGUCCCCGCUGGACAGCGUGGAGCCAGACCCGGCCUUCUUCACGGCGCCGCUGCCCGGGGACUGCCCGGCGGCCGGCAACUACAGCUACGCGCAGGUCUCGGACUAUGCGGUGCCCCCGGAGCAGCCGGCCGGGCCCCUGCACCCGCGGUUGGGCCCCGAGUCCGCGGGCCCUGCCAUGCCGGGGCUCCUGGCGCCCCCCAGCGCCCUGCACAUGUACUACGGCGCCAUGGGCUCCCCCGGGGCAGGCGGCGCGCGCGGCUUCCACCUGCCCCCUCCGCAGCAGCAGCACGCGCCGCCGGGCCCGGGCCAGGGCCAGCCUUCGCCGCCUCCCGAGGCGCUGCCCUGCCGGGAAGCCACGGACCCCGGGCAGCCCGCCGCCGAGCUCCUUGGGGAGGUUGACCGCACGGAAUUCGAACAGUAUUUGCACUUUGUGUGCAAACCCGAGAUGGGUCUCCCCUACCAGGGACACGACUCUAGUGUGAGUCUGCUGGACAGCCACGGGGCCAUUUCCUCCGUGGUGUCGGAUGCCAGCUCUGCGGUGUACUACUGCAGCUACCCCGACGUCUGACAGCGCCCGAUCUGCCCCCGCCCGCGGGCCAGAAGAAGCACAGUGUUACACACUUCCUGGAAAAGCUGGGGAGAUCCUUAGCCUCCUGUUUCGUUUUGUUUUUAAGUUGCCUUGGCACCUAAUUUAUGGUAAUUUAUUUUGUCUGCCACUUGAACAGUUGGGGAGGUAAUGUGAGGUUUGGUUAAAAUAUAUUCAGGGACUUAUUCCCAAGUCUCCACUUUCAAAUUAGCUAAGGUUUUAAUGUGUCCAUUUCUUUAAAUUUCUUGCUCCAUUUCUUGAAAACGUAUUGAUAAAAGAAAUUGUGUCCUGGGUGUGUUUUUAAAAAGUAUUUUAAAAAAUAAAAUCUGGAA
This is a messenger RNA of Heterocephalus glaber (naked mole-rat), 1727 nucleotides long. It is a transcript of the gene Sox17, whose product is annotated as SRY-box transcription factor 17. Gene Ontology annotation, molecular function: DNA-binding transcription activator activity, RNA polymerase II-specific; RNA polymerase II cis-regulatory region sequence-specific DNA binding. NCBI's taxonomy places the organism in Eukaryota, Metazoa, Chordata, Mammalia, Rodentia, Bathyergidae. The record is from RefSeq and is a predicted model, not a curated record. Gene Ontology annotation, biological process: vasculogenesis; positive regulation of transcription by RNA polymerase II; endoderm formation. Gene Ontology annotation, cellular component: nucleus.